This is a messenger RNA of Calypte anna (Anna's hummingbird), 3143 nucleotides long. RefSeq names its product solute carrier family 12 member 3 (gene SLC12A3). The record is from RefSeq and is a predicted model, not a curated record. Lineage: Eukaryota; Metazoa; Chordata; Aves; Apodiformes; Trochilidae. Gene Ontology annotation, biological process: chloride ion homeostasis; cell volume homeostasis; sodium ion homeostasis. Gene Ontology annotation, molecular function: sodium:potassium:chloride symporter activity. Bases 45 to 3143 code for a protein of 1032 amino acids. Gene Ontology annotation, cellular component: membrane. The transcript is spliced from 26 exons.
CCCCGGCCCGGCAGGCACCAGCAGCGGGGACCUGGGCAGGGGCGAUGGCCGAGUUGGCCGGCCCGGAGCUGCCCCCUACCCUGUCCCGCUGCAGCGGCCGCUUCACCAUCAGCACCCUCCUGGGCACGGAGGAAGGUGCCCGAGGUCCCUACGCAGCUGCCGAGGGGACCGGCUGUGACAGCGCCCACCCCACCCACCUCUCCGGCAGCACCCUCUGCACCAGGACCUUUGGCUACAACACUGUGGACGUGGUGCCUGCCUACGAGCACUACGCCAACACCAAGGGGGUGGGUGAUGCCGGGAAGGCGAGGCCCUCUCUGGCAGACCUCCACUCCAUCCUCAAGCCCGACCCGGGCCACAUCCAGGUGCUGGUGUCGGAUCCCCAGCACAGCAAUGGGCUGCCCGAAGCGGGGCCUGAGGAGGCGACGGGGGAGCCGGGCAAAGCCCCAGAGCCCGUCCGCUUCGGAUGGGUGAAGGGUGUCAUGAUUCGCUGCAUGCUGAACAUCUGGGGAGUCAUCCUCUACCUGCGCUUGCCCUGGAUUACAGCCCAGGCAGGAAUCGCCCUGACGUGGCUCAUCAUCCUGAUGUCUGUGACAGUGACCACCAUCACCGGCUUGUCCAUCUCUGCCAUAUCCACCAAUGGCAAAGUGAAGUCAGGGGGCACCUACUUCCUCAUCUCACGGAGCCUUGGGCCAGAGCUGGGGGGUUCCAUUGGGCUGAUCUUUGCCUUUGCCAACGCGGUGGCCGUGGCCAUGCACACCGUGGGCUUUGCUGAAACUGUGCGGGACCUGCUGCAGGAGCACAACUCCCUCAUCGUGGACCCCACCAAUGACAUCCGCAUCAUCGGGGUUGUCACCGUGACAGUGCUGCUGGGCAUCUCCCUGGCUGGCAUGGAGUGGGAGGCCAAGGCACAGAUACUGUUUUUCCUGGUCAUAUUGGUUUCCUUCAUUAAUUACUUGGUGGGGACAGUGAUUCCAGCCACCACUGAGAAGCAAGCAAAGGGCUUCUUCAGCUACCGAGCUGACAUCUUUGCCCAGAACUUUGUGCCCAACUGGAGGGGACCCGAGGGCUCCUUCUUUGGCUUGUUUUCCAUUUUCUUCCCGUCAGCAACCGGCAUCCUGGCUGGGGCCAACAUUUCAGGUGAUCUGAAGGAUCCUGCCGUGGCCAUCCCCAAAGGCACCUUGAUGGCCAUCUUCUGGACCACCGUGUCUUACCUGGUGCUUUCUGCCACCAUCGGUGCCUGUGUGGUCCGGGAUGCCUCAGGCAGCCUGAACGACAGCGUGGCCGUGGGCUCUCCGGACUGUGAGGGGCUGGCGUGUGGCUACGGCUGGAACUUCACCGCCUGCGCCCAGCGGCAGAGCUGCCGAUACGGGCUCAGCAACUACUACCAGAGCAUGAGCAUGGUGUCAGGAUUUGGCCCCCUCAUCACCGCAGGGAUCUUUGGUGCCACCCUCUCCUCUGCACUGGCCUGCCUCGUCUCAGCCCCCAAAGUCUUCCAGUGUCUCUGCAGGGACCAGCUCUACCCCCUCAUAGGCUUUUUUGGGAAGGGCUACGGGAAGAACAGCGAGCCCAUCCGUGGCUACAUGCUCACCUACGUCAUUGCUGUCGGCUUCAUCCUCAUCGCCGAGCUCAACGCCAUUGCCCCCAUCAUCUCCAACUUCUUCCUCUGCUCCUACGCCCUCAUCAACUUCAGCUGCUUCCACGCCUCCAUCACCAACUCCCCAGGCUGGAGACCCUCCUUUCGGUAUUACAGCAAGUGGGCUGCGCUCUUCGGGGCCGCUGUCUCGGUGGUGAUCAUGUUCCUGCUGACCUGGUGGGCAGCCCUCAUCGCCUUCGGCAUCGUCAUCUUCCUCCUGGGUUAUGUCCUCUACAAAAAGCCUGACGUCAACUGGGGCUCCUCCAUGCAAGCCAGCUCCUACAACAUGGCCCUCAACUACUCGGUGGGGCUGAGCGAAGUGGAUGAGCACAUCAAGAACUACAGACCACAGUGCCUGGUGCUGACCGGGCCCCCGAAUUUCCGCCCGGCCCUGGUGGACUUCGUGGGGACGUUCACCAAGAACCUCAGCCUGAUGCUCUGUGGCAACGUGCUGAUAGGACCACGGAAGCAGAAGAUGCCGGAGUCCCGGCUGACAGCACACGGCCACACCAAGUGGCUUACAAAGAGGAAGAUCAAGGCUUUCUACACAGACGUGGUGGCUGAGGACCUCAGAAGUGGUGUCCAAAUGCUGAUACAGGCUGCUGGCCUGGGGAAGAUGAGACCCAACAUCUUGGUGCUGGGCUACAAGAGAAACUGGUGGAAAGCAUCCCCACAGAGCCUGGAGGACUACGUGGGCAUCCUGCAUGAUGCCUUUGAUUUCAAGUACGGGGUGUGCUUGAUGAGGAUGAAGGAUGGGCUGAACGUCUCCAGGGUGAUGCAGGCUCACGUGAACCCCACGUUCGAGGCUCUGCAGCACCCCGAGGAGAAUGGCACCGGUGGCAGAGCAGCCCCAGGCACAGCAGACCCUGCAGCCUUGGCCAGCGAGCAGCAAGCCAGCACCAUCUUCCAGAGUGAGCAGGGCAAGAAAACCAUUGACAUUUACUGGCUCUUUGAUGAUGGAGGUCUGACACUGCUCAUCCCCUACCUCCUGGGGCGCAAGAAGCGGUGGGGAAAGUGCAAAAUCCGGGUGUUUGUGGGCGGGCAGAUCAACAGGAUGGACGAGGAGAGGAAAGCGAUCGUGUCUCUGCUGAGCAAGUUCCGUCUUGGCUUCCACGAGGUCCACAUCCUCCCUGACAUCAACCAGAAACCCUGGCCAGAGCAUGUCAAGAGGUUCGAUGACCUGAUCGCUCCCUUCAGGCUCAACGACGGCUUCAAAGACGAGGCAGCGGUGAACGAGAUGAGGCAGGGCUGUCCCUGGAAGAUUUCUGACGAGGAGGUGGAUAAAAACAGAGCCAAGUCGCUCCGCCAGGUGAGGCUGAACGAGAUUUUGUUGGAUUACUCUCGGGACGCGGCGCUCAUCGCCAUCACGCUGCCCAUCGGCAGGAAGGGUCGGUGCCCCAGCUCCCUCUACAUGGCCUGGCUGGAAACGCUCUCCCGGGACCUCAGACCCCCGAUCAUCCUCACCCGGGGCAACCAAGAGAACGUGCUGACCUUUUACUGCCAAUAA